AUGUCCGGGGUGGAGGUGAUUGCGGUCGUAGCCUGUGUGGCAGCUAUCGUCUCCGCCUACAGUGACGGAGCGAGGAUGUUUACUGCCAUUAGGAAGAAAUACCACGAGCGCCAGUCCACCCGGGAACUAGAACGGUCCCUCGCACGCGGCCGUACUGAGAUCCAAUCUCGGUUCGAUCAGCAUCGCCAAGAACUUGGCUGGCGAUACGAGCAAGGUGACUCGAUCGCUCGAGCGGGGACGACUUUGGACCUCAUGGCGUUGCAGACAGAGUCCGAGCAGGGUCGCGCUCGUACUAUACUCAUUUUGGGAGAUUUAUACCAGCGUAUCUCAACGCCACCGUCUGUUCCACCGUCUUUUUCGCUGUCCAUCGAUCCGACCUAUCAUGGGAUGAACUUGUAUGGCCAAGGACAUUCCACCAAAGGUCCGGACAGAUACUUGCCAUUCCAUACAACAGAGAUGGGGUAUCCCUCCGGCAGAUAUCCUGCAUCACCAGGCAGUUAUACACAAGGCCAGUUCCUACCGGAGGCCGUCUGCGCCUCACCGACGGAGACACCGGGGCCAGCGAGAAAAAGCGAGGCUACCAACCCAAGACCUCGCACACGAUCAUCGGGCAUUGGGUCAGUUGUGAGUAGUAUGGGCGACUUGUUCCAUCCCCGCCCAGGUCGUUGGAGUAUACCGUCAUUCCCGUCGUCAGCGCCCGAGCCUUGUUACCUACCACAGCCCGGAGGAAAUAGCGAAGUGUCACCGUCGACGCCUGGACCGAUUCCACAACUCGAUAUCACACCAGCUACGCCGCGUAGACCCAAGCUGCGAUCAAGCUCGAUACCCCACGACGUGUAUUGGGGCAACCCGUGGAAGCAAGAAAGCCCCACAGACUCCGACUCCGAGGACGCCAUCAGCCAUACCCCGAUCGACGAAGAAGAAAACAACCUCCUCUCGCCCAUCUCCCCACCCACACAAGCCCGCCAAGAUUCCCUCUCCGCAAACUCGACGGCUUCAACAGACUCCAACACGUCGAACCCCUCCACCCGAAGCAGCACCGACCGAUCUACCCAAGCAAUCAGACCGCUAUGGCCACCCAGCAAAACGAACAACUACCUGGGGUUCUGCAAAGGUGCGUGGAAAGUGCACACGGGAUUUCGUGGAUUCAAAAUCUACUCUGAGCCCGGAUCAGGUUAUUACACGCAACAGUCAUGGCUGCGGUGUACGAAGUGCGCGUUUGAAGCACCCAUGGCCCCUAAGAGUUCCAGUCGCAACCCGCAAUUCGAGGAAAGCGUGCGUACGCACAAAGCCAGCGGUAUUCGCUAUCGAUUCGAGUUCUUGGCGAAAUCACACGUGCCUUGUAAGCGGGACCCGGCAGCGCAUUUUGCUCCCAAUACUCCCCGCGGCACCUUUUGUUGUGUCUUCUGCUGUGCGAUGGCACAGGGCUCGACGCAGGUUUAUGGGAAUCUGGAUAUCUUUAUGGCUCAUCUAGCAGAACAUCAUUGGGCGGUUGAGAAGGGAACGUUGGAUGUUUUGCCCAGUCUGCGAUGUGUGGUUGGUCGGCUGGCGCCUGAUUCGGAGUAUUUUGAUGUGAAUAUUUUGCCGGUGCGCGGCUGA
Penicillium mononematosum is the source of this 1599-nucleotide messenger RNA. RefSeq lists its product as uncharacterized. Bases 1 to 1599 code for a protein of 532 amino acids. The record is from RefSeq and is a predicted model, not a curated record. NCBI's taxonomy places the organism in Eukaryota, Fungi, Ascomycota, Eurotiomycetes, Eurotiales, Aspergillaceae. The transcript has 3 exons.